Molecule: messenger RNA, 177 nt
Organism: Bipolaris maydis ATCC 48331
Lineage: Eukaryota; Fungi; Ascomycota; Dothideomycetes; Pleosporales; Pleosporaceae
Source: RefSeq, a predicted model, not a curated record
AUGGUUACCCUGGCUACUACCAGUCGCUAUGUGGCACCUAUGCGCGCUACUGCUAAUGUACAAACGUCAUUCUGCAAACCAUCCGCUGCAACGCUGCAUUCGGUCGGGUGGCUGCUAAAAGAGAGUCUAAAAAAUAUUAAAGGGUAUAAGCGAAUGAUGACAGCAUGUGCUUCGUGA